UUCACUCUUUUUUGAUUCAAACUGUUUUUGAAGUGUUUCUGAAAUCGUUUUAAACAAUUUGAUAUCUAUUAAGUUAAGCGGAAUUAUUUUGCCAGUAACCACUUAAUGUUUUAUUUGGUGCGAUGUUAUUUUCUUAUUUUGGAUAAAUUUUCUAUUUUUAUGGGUCAAGAUCUUCAAAAUAGAACGAUCUAUAAUUUAGUUGAAUAUUAUUCUGAAUAUUUGAUAUCGUGACCCAGAAAGACAAUUUUAAGCAAACUAUCUCUGAACAUUUUGCGUGUCAGAAACAAUAAGCUGGUGGCAAUAUUUAUUUUCUUUACAAAAAAUAAGUAUUUUCUGCAAAAAAGAACCACGCCGCUGGGAAGUGCUCUUUAGAAACUGCUACAAUCAUUGAUCAGAAGUUAAAGCUACUUUUGCUGCCCUAAUUCAAUAUUGAUGAUUCCAUUUUGAGAAAUUGGAGGGCCUCGAUCAAUAGUUUUCCACCCCUUGCAUUUUUCAAUGCCUGUCAUUUCCUUGCAAGGCAGGUGAUAGAUUUGCUUGCACGGUAGUGGAUUUUGUUCCAUUAUCUAUAUCAGUUUGUAUGCAUGAGCGCCCUAAUCGAAAAUUCCUUUUGGCAUUUGAUUUCUGUUUGGCGUUUGAGUUAUGGAAGAACUACCUUUCCCAAAAUUGACUAUAUAUGAUAGCUGAUAACCCGAUCAAAUUGAAAAAAUAAACCGUCCCUUUAUGUUUAGAAAAAAAAAACAGAUGGUAUAUUUAUUUCAUUCAAAAUCGCCAGACUGGUGACUUAUUUUACUUACGUAAAGAACGUUCAAUCUGAAUGAUUUGGCAGCAAGGAAAAUUCUCACCGAUAAUAUUCGUUUUUAAAGAAGAUUUAAUGCGUCCAUGGAAUAUGAACUUAACUGAUUAAAUAUAAUGGCAAUCGAAUUUGAAGAACCUGAUAGCUUUGAUGAGAAUAUCAUACGGUCGCGAUCUGUGUCAGUACAAUGUGAGGAUCAUUUCUAUUGUGAGGAGAAUUAUCAAAGAUCAAGAAGUUCAUCUUUAUCUAGCGUCAUUUGGGAAUGGGGACGGAGACUUCUGGAGUCAGAUGCGAAGUCCCUGAAUUCCCUUGCGUCCGGGCAUUCUAGGAAGUCGUCCAGUACUAGCCUCGUCUCAGUAGCCUCUGGUGAUAGCAAACAAAGUGCCAAUGCUGAAGAGGAUGGAGAAGAUGUUUGGCAGAUAUGGGGAUCUGUGGUCAACGAAUGGGAGACCUACUUCAAGAAGAAAAACGCAUUUGUCAAAGAUCUGGUGCGAAGAGGUAUUCCCAACCACAUAAGGAACAUUGUGUGGCAAUUACUGUGCAAUGCUCAGUCCUGCCCCGCUCGAGAACUAUACACCGAGUACCUGAAAAGUUCCUCUCCAUGUGAAAAAGUGAUAUUGAGGGAUAUUGCUCGCACCUAUCCAGAGCAUGACUUCUUCAGGGAAAAAGAUGGUCCUGGCCAAGAAAGCUUAUUUAAUGUUAUGAAAGCAUACUCCUUACAUGACAGGGAAGUGGGCUAUUGUCAGGGCAGUGCUUUCAUUGUAGGAAUGCUCCUGCUACAGAUGCCUGAAGAAGAUGCUUUUGUUGUGAUGGUACGAUUAAUGGAAGAUUAUAGAUUAAGAGAAAUGUAUAAACCUAGCAUGGCUGAGCUAGGAUUAUGCAUGUAUCAGCUGGAGUGUAUUGUUCAGGAACAAAUUCCAGAAUUACACAUGCAUUUCCAAGCUCAAAGUUUUCAUACGUCCAUGUAUGCUUCUUCUUGGUUUUUGACAUUAUUUACAUCCUCUGUUUCCCUCCAGUUAGCCUGCAGGGUCAUGGAUCUUUUCUUAUCUGAGGGUAUGGAAAUGAUCUUUAGAAUUGGAAUAGCAAUUUUACAAUACUGCAAAGAAGAUUUGCUACAACAUGAUAUGGAAGGAAUGUUACGAUACUUCCAAAAAGAAAUGCCUGCCAAAUGUGAAGCCGAUCCAGACUACUUAAUUUCUUUAGCAAUGCAAGUGAAAUACAGUUGUAAGAAAAUGAAAAAAUUAGAAAAAGAUUAUACAUCAUAUAAAGCAAAAGAGCAAGAAGAAAUGAUAGAGCUUAGGAGGUUAAGAACAGAAAACAAGCUUUUGAGACAAAGGAUAGAAAACUUAGAAUUGGAGAGUGCAUCGCUGGCCGAUCGCCUUGUCCAGGGUCAGGUUACUAGAGCUCAGGAAGCAGAAGAUAGUUACGCAUUAAAGAGAGAGCUAGCAUCACUGAAACAAACACAGUUGCUAACAGAACAGGAAUUGGAGAGAGCAAAGAGAAAAAUUAAAGAGCUUGACGAUGCCAAUUCUCAGCAUUCAUCCCUUGAUCAACAGGCUGAAGAUCUGAUUCAAUCAAUGCAACAAGAACUGAUUUCUGUAAAACUAAGAGAAGCUGAGAAGGAAGAUAGGAUGCAAGAUCUGUUGCAUCGAAUUAAUGAGCUAGAAUCAGUGAAUAAAUGUUUGAAGGAAGCUUAUCCUGAAAACACAAUCAUCCAUAUUCAAGAAGAACUGAUUGCUGUUAAGCUCAGAGAAGCUGAAGCUCAACAGUACAUUAAAGAACUCUUGCAGAAGAUUAAUGACCUACAAAAUCAACUUGUUAAAUGUGUCACUAAUUCGACUGCAAAUCAUGAGGAACCCAAGGUCUCUGAAAACUCUCUUCGUAAAGGUAGCAAUGUUACCGAACUUCAACAGAGGAUAGUGUACUUGGAGAAAAAGCUGAAUGAAAGUGAGUUAAAGAACAUGAAAAUGGAGAUGGAACAGAAGAAUGUUACCUCUGAUCUUAAGAAAAAACUAACACUUCUGGAAAAUCAAGUAAAAGAGUUGACUGAUAUAAAUCAAGAAAAAAUUGCCACAGAAAGUGAAGACGUCAAAAUGCUAUGUGGCAGGGUUACAUCACUGCAAGAAAAAUUGGCAGAGCAGUGGGAGAUAAAUAAAAAGUUAACAAUCAUGCUUGAGAAUGGUGAUGCUGAUGCCAACCACAACACAGAGAAGAGCUUCAAACACAUAGGCCAUUUCUUGGAAACAUUGAAGCAAAGUCACACGACUCUUUCAAGUGACGAAGGCAACUUUGAGCAGAUCUACAAAUUCAGGCUCUCCCCUCGGGACAUCCAACCUCCUGGAAAACUUGAGUUUCUUAAGAAUAAAGUUAAUGUUCAGUGAUGUGUCUUCCUACCAUAAAUGUCUUUCUCUAGAUUUGAACCUGGUGUCAUAUCACAUGUCCACGAAGUUGUUAUCUUCAUUCAUGUUUUGAAAUGAAAAUAUCAACUGAUAACACUCCAUAGGUUUGUGUUGUAAUAUAGAAUGUUGAUGUUAAUGCUUGGAAGAAAAGCAUUGUUACCAAAACAAUCUGUGCAAGCUUUAACUGUGUUUGUAGGUGAAGUAUUUAAAUAAAAAAAAUCUUGCUGUAGAACUGGAUUGUAUUUCACUAAGGUGCACAAUCAAAUUUUUUAAAAUAAAAAAAAUAAAGCUAGCCGUCCAUGAGGCAUAAUUGGAUGGGAUUAUAUAAGUUUUGAUGUAGUGUGCAUUUUUCGAACAUUUAAGAUAACAUUUUAGCUGGGUAUCAGGAAAUAUUGCUUUUUAAAAGUUUUUUCUGCUGCUUAGUUUUAUUUUAACAAAACUACACAGUUUUUAGAAAUGAUUGCUAGAUAAUUUUUUUUUUCUAAAUAAAUCUUUAUAGCAUAUAUGUCACAAUUGUUGUUAUAAAUGUUGAACUUUGCUGAUCCUUUGAACGUCCAUUAUGAACCCUUUUUUAAAAUUUUCUUUAUAAUUCUCGACAUUUUACUUGUGUCUCUGCUAGUCAAAUUGAAAAAUAUAAAUUUUUAUGUCUGUACAUAUGUUAACAUUUUAAAAAUGUUUCCAAUAUACUAGAUUGUUUUUUUUAACGUAAGUUCAAGUAUUGCCACAUAAAACUAGUCCCACUAUGAAAAAAGUAAAGAUAAAUCAUUACUUUAUUUGAGUUACAUAUAUAGCUAUAUAAUAUGAUAAAUACACCACAGAAUCGUGAAUGCCAUCCCAAGGGAGCAAUUUUGUCGAUUAGUAAGUCGCAAAUCGCUAGUUAAAAAAAAAAAGAAAUGCUAGUUACAGAAAAACGCAAUACCAAAAAUUGCUAGUAACAUCGGAUAGUCUAAAUUUUCUAUUAUUUUUUCCUCACAAUAUUUUAAAGUUCCGAUAUUUUAAUGGUGCAAUGCUAUUGCGACAUGUGAAUUUCGAAUUAAAGUUAUCACUUCUUGAUGCUCUCUAUUUGUUAUCGAGAAUCCUUAUAUUUCCCGAUAGUUAUUUAUCUUUCUUUUGGCGAUCUCCACAUGAGUCUUCAAGCAUCGUUUUUUUUUAAUAUGAUACUAUUGCAAUACCUGAAGAUCUAAUAUGAGUAAAAACUUUCCUCCUAUAACAUUCAAAAAAAUAAAUACCUGAUGUGUAUCUUUCAUUUAAAAAGAGGCUAGUUUUAUGUGGGUUAGUUAUGGGAUAUGUAUUUGCUAUAAGUUCUAGAUAUUAAAUGUAUCCUAACACAAAGAUGUUAAUAGGUUUAAAUACAGUACAUUUUGAAGGUUUUGACCCUAGUUUUGAACUAAAAUCAUAAAUAUAUUAAUUGAAUUGCUUUUGUAUUAUUUAUUAAUGCUAAUAGGGAAAAAUUUGCACUUAUUAGUUUUGAACAUUUUUUUAUUAAAAUUAUUUCUGCAUGUUUGUAUAUAAUUUGAAAAGUUUCACUAGUUUAACUUGCAUUCCAUGGAGAUGUAGUGAUUAUUAAAUUUUUUAAAGUUGAACAAGCUGGCAAUAUUCCGUACCAUAUUGAUGAAUCUCAUGGUAAAUUUUAUUUGUUACAAAAAUAUUGAAAUAUUUGUAAAUUCAUUGUUAUAAAAAUUGUAUAUUGUUGUUAAAUAUGAAGUGGAAUUUGUUGACAAAAUAAAAUUGUUAAAAUUAAAUGAAAUGUGCUAAAACAUUGAAUGCUGAUGUAUUACUGAAAGGGUGCUAAAGAAAUGUUUUAACUGGUGCAACUAUAUUCUCCUGACUCUUAAAUAAAUUAGUGAAAUUUUUGAAUUAAUUCUGAUAAGCCAAAGUUUUGAGAUUAAGAGUCUAAGAGUGUGUAAUGUGAAAUAGUUUGUUACUGUAACUUUUUGAACUCUAAAAAAAUGACAUUUUAUUUAGAAAUGUUAAAUUAACAUUUUUGAAGUAGAACUUUAUUUAAUGUCAAGAUAAAUGAAGAUAUGUUUUUACACUUCAUUAACCAAUGCCUGUACUCUUAUUUAUAGAGUGACUUUAUUAUUUGGUUUUUUUCUAUGUACAUAAUAUAUUGUUUUAUUAAAUUUAAGUUAUAUGUA
This is a messenger RNA of Parasteatoda tepidariorum (common house spider), 5330 nucleotides long. Its product is annotated as ecotropic viral integration site 5 ortholog. Gene Ontology annotation, biological process: regulation of GTPase activity. Gene Ontology annotation, molecular function: small GTPase binding; GTPase activator activity. Lineage: Eukaryota; Metazoa; Arthropoda; Arachnida; Araneae; Theridiidae. The record is from RefSeq and is a predicted model, not a curated record.